Molecule: messenger RNA, 1776 nt
Organism: Kazachstania africana CBS 2517
Lineage: Eukaryota; Fungi; Ascomycota; Saccharomycetes; Saccharomycetales; Saccharomycetaceae
Gene: UBX2
Product: Ubx2p
Exons: 1
Coding region: 1-1776 (591 amino acids)
Cellular component (GO): endoplasmic reticulum
Molecular function (GO): ubiquitin binding
Source: RefSeq, a predicted model, not a curated record
AUGCCAAUUAUAAGCCAUGGGGGAGAAGAGUUUCAUCUUUCACAUGAAGAAGAAGAUAAGUUGAACCAUUUCCAAGCAGUGACAAAUUUUCCUGAAAAUGAGCUGUCACUAAUUAUUAAACUGCUAAAAAAUCAUAGUUGGCAACUAGAGCCUGCUAUUAGUAGGUAUUUUGACAGUGAAGCGUGGAAGGAUAAUUUAAACCAGAUUGAUACACCGCCUGUUCUAUCGAGUAGAGAAAUCUCAAGCACUCCUAGUGAUCGUGUGGCAAUUAAUCCCUCAAUGGUGGAUCAAGUGCGUAAUAAUCAUUUAGUUGCAAUACUGCCAGUCGUUCAUGCUUUACCGCACGACUAUAAGAACAGAUUCAAAGUUGUUGGGCUAAACAACACGACAACUUCUAAUGCAGGCCCUAGCUUACUCGUUCUUAUUCUAACAAUCAUUCCAAACACAAUCAUCAAGAUAAUCUCCUUCAUCUUUUCCUUCUUUGUUGGCUCAUCAUCGAAUAAAAGAAAUAACGUUAUAAGAGUGCCUCAAUUACCUAUUUCUGAAACUAAUUUUAUCGAUUUAUCCAAAAUUAUUAAGGAUAGUAAUAAGCUGACACAUGUGCAGCAGAUUCUGGCGAAUAACCGACUACCUUUCAAUGAGUGUCUUCGUAUAGCAAGGGAGGAAUUCAAAUUUUUACUGGUUGUUUUAAUCGGUGAAACAAAUGAUACUGAAGAGCCAGCAAAUAAUGAUAUCAACUCAAUCAAAUUUUUGACAGAGAUCAUUACUGAUAAUGGCGUUUUGAAGAUCCUUGACGAAUAUCAAGGUGAUUUGAUUGUUUACAUGGGAUGUGUCAAUGAACUGGAACCUUGGCUGGUUGCAAGAGAAUUACAUGUCAAAUAUACACCAGAACUUUUAUUACUCGGUAACGUUUUGAAUCGUAACGGUUCCAUCAACGGUGCAGUAAAGCUGUCAGUUUUGUCAAAAUUGAAAAUAUCGACAACUAAAAAGUUUCAAAAUUCAUUAAAGUUGACACUCGAAAGGUUUAGUCCAGAAUUAAUAGUAAGUAAGACAGAGAUGGAAGAACUGAAAAUUUCUAGACAGAUUAAACAGUUACAAGAAAAUGCAUUCAACGAAUCUUUGAGAAAAGAUAAAAUAAAAGAAGAACAACGUAAGUCUAAAGAAAAUGAACUGAAGUUACAACAAGAACUAAAGUUACAGGAGGAAAAAUUAAAGAAACGUAAAGAUACCGUAAAUAAUUUGAAAUGGUUAAAACUGUGUAUUGAUCUGCUGAAAAAUCAAGAGCCAGAGAAGCGUGAGGAUGUCAAACAUGCUACUUUACAAAUCAGAACUAGCAAUGGUGAGAGAAUAAUUAAAAAGUUUAGUAAGAAUACAACAUUACAUUCGAUCUAUUUAAAUGUUGGAUGCCACCUAUAUUUGAAAAACAAUCGUGUCGAUUCCGAGGAUUGGAGAAAUUCUAUUGUUCAAAAGAUCAAGGAACUAAUAAGUGAUGAAACAGUACUUUGCUUCAAAGAUUUGGAAGUUGUUGAAAAAGAGAUCGAUGAAAUGCCACUUUCUAAGAUUAUAGACAAAGAGUUGACUAAAUGGGAAAACGGCCCCUUGGAAAAUGAGGACGAAAUCUUUAUUAAUUUUGAGCUGGUAUCCCCAUUCCCAAGAUACAAAGUGCCACUUGAGAAAGACGUUAGAAUUAGUGAAGUCAAUCAGUUAUGGCCCAAUGGCAGCUUACUAGUAGAGGAUAUAGUUGAACUGGAAGAAAGCGACUCUGAAGAAGAAUGA